CCCAGGUGCGGCGGCCGGGAGCGGAGGCUCGCGCCCGAGCUGCCCGCGGGGGGCGGGGAGGCCGCCGGGAGGAGGCGGGGCUGCGAGCCCGCCAGUGCGCCCGGGCCGCCGCCGUCUGCGCUCCGCCCCGCACGCCCCCACCCGGCCGGCCUCGCCUCCUCGGCCGCCGCGGCGGCUUCCGCCCCGGUCAGCGCUCCCGGAGGAAACGGAAGAAGGCGCAGGCGAGCCAUGGAGGGAAACCGGGACGAGGCGGAGAAAUGUGUCGAGAUCGCCCGGGAGGCCCUGAACGCCGGCGACCGCGAGAAGGCCCAGCGUUUCCUGCAGAAGGCCGAGAAGCUGUACCCGCUGCCCUCGGCCCGCGCCCUAUUGGAAAUAAUUAUGAAAAAUGGAAGCACAGCUGGGAAUAGCCCUCAUUGCCGAAAACCAUCAGGUAGUGCUGAUCAAAGCAAGCCUAAUUGCACAAAGGACAACACGACUGGUAGUGGUGACGGAAAAGGCUAUACCAAAGACCAAAUAGAUGGAGUUCUCAGCAUAAACAAAUGUAAAAAUUACUAUGAAGUACUUGGAGUUACCAAAGAUGCUGGUGAUGAAGAUUUGAAAAAAGCUUAUAGAAAGCUUGCUUUGAAGUUUCAUCCAGACAAAAACCAUGCACCUGGAGCAACAGAUGCUUUUAAAAAGAUUGGAAAUGCUUAUGCUAUUUUAAGCAAUCCGGAAAAACGAAAACAGUAUGACCUCACAGGCAAUGAAGAACAAGCAUGUAAUCCACAAAACAAUGGUAGAUUUAAUUUCCAUAGAGGUUGUGAAGCUGACAUAACUCCAGAAGACUUGUUUAAUAUAUUUUUUGGUGGUGGAUUUCCUUCAGGUAGUGUACAUUCAUUUUCAAAUGGGCGAGCUGGUUAUAGCCAUCAACAUCAGCAUCGUCAUAGUGGACAUGAAAGAGAAGAAGAAAGAGGAGAUGGAGGCUUUUCUGUGUUUAUCCAGCUGAUGCCCAUUAUUGUAUUGAUCCUUGUGUCAUUAUUAAGCCAACUGAUGGUCUCUAAUCCUCCUUAUUCCUUAUAUCCCAGAUCUGGAUCAGGGCAAACUAUUAAAAUGCAGACAGAAAACUUAGGUGUCGUUUAUUAUGUCAACAAGGAUUUUAAAAAUGAAUAUAAAGGAAUGUUAUUACAAAAGGUAGAAAAGAGUGUGGAAGAAGAUUAUGUGACUAAUAUUCGAGAUCAUUGCUGGAAAGAAAGACAACAGAAAAUAGAUAUGCAAUAUGCAGCAAAAGUAUACCGUGAUGAACGACUUCGAAGGAAGGCAGAUGCCUUGAGCAUGGACAACUGCAAAGAACUGGAGCGGCUGACCAGUAUUUAUAAAGGAGGAUGAACUGGAAUUUUAUUUAUAUCUUUUAACAUACUAUUUAUUUUUUCUGUGAGUUUAGUUUCAUCAUGAGAGCUAAAGAAAAAGAUUUGUUGUUAAAAACUAAACUGAAUAGUUGGUCCCUGAAAUUUUGGACUGUUUAUGACUUACUCCUUUAAAUAGUAAUAAACUGAACACUAACAUUAAUAUUUUAGUAAUGCUUCUGUAAUUAUUUUCAUUUUAAAAGCUUUUAUGAUUACUAACUAAAAAUGUCUCAAGAAAGGAUUAUCACACCUGUAGUAAUUUCCAGUUUUAGUGAUUCUCCAUUUUUUCCCGUUAUGUAAAUAUUUAUGAAAUGAUCAUUUUGUGUAUAUGUAAGUCAUUGCCUUUUUAUUUAAAAUCUUUUAGUGUUUAGCUCCAUGAGACACUUCAGUUUAAAUUGAUGGAAUAAAUAUUCGGUGACAAAAUUACAUGUUACUUUUUAGAUGUUGAAUGUGUAGUUUAAACACAAACUUUUUCAAAAGGAAAAAGAAAAUCAAAAGAUGUUUAAAUUAAUUUUCUGUAAAAUCUUGUAGCAUUAUUUGCUAUUUUAAUAUUGCCAUUAUAUUCCAAAAUAUUUAUUGAGGUAAAUGAACUGGUGUAGAUUAUCAAUUUGCUAUUUAUUUAGUUUUAUGAAUUGCUAAGCCAUGAAGAGAAACGAAAUGCUAUACGGAUAGAUUUUAAAGAAAAUAUGAGGAAAUGGCUAUAUAGAUAUUAAACAAAAAGGGACUUCAACAGUAAAUUGCAUUUAUGUCAUUUGCAAUUCCAAUUAUUAAAAUGCCCCCAAAUGUUCAUAUACAGGGGAGGGCAAAAGUAGGCUUACAGUAUUAAUACAAAUAAAUAAUACAUAAUUAAUGAAUAAUAACAUAAGAAUAAACUGUUUUGUGUACUCACAACUAUAAACCUACUUUUGCCCACCCUUGUAUAUGUCUUUGAAGCUGCUAAACUUUAUGAAGAGAACCAACAUGUUUCCUCCACCCCCAUGGAAAUUUGCAGUUUCUUCUUAGUGAUAAUUUAAGCAGAAUCCAAAAGUAAAUGGAUUCUUCUACAAAUAAUAGGAAAAAUUACUACUUUGCUUUGUGCCUUUUAAACUGAUUGCCAACUCUUAAAUAUAUAUGUAGAUUACAGCACACUUAUUUGAUCAGGGCAUGAUCUGUUUGGCCACAUGCAACAGUGAGCAGAAAUAUAGCAGCAGGUAGAAUAAUGACUUAUAGCAAGUUAUCCUUAUAAAAUUCUGAGCUAAAACCUAUUCACCAUUGAGAAUUCAGUUAAUCCUUUAGGAAUAAGCUCCUUGCAAUUAAAUCCAUAAUAUAAAUUUGAGAAAUCAGAUGGAAAUUGAAGUUUUUAGUGCCUAUAUGGGGUUUGAAACUAGUUGAUUUCUAAUCUUCUAUGUUUAACAUAGUAAUAAUUUUGCUUCAUUCUCAGUUAAUGGAACAUGAACCACAUCUUUGGUAAUUUUUUUAUGUGUGAGAGAACGCUAAUUAAAGUGUUCCUUUGUUUAAAGAUUUUUUUUCUGAAUGUAGUCAAUUUAUAGCAUCUGUUAAAACUUUUUAAAUGACCAUUCUUUAAAAAAAUCUGCUCUUGUACCCCCUUUCCAGAUGAAUCAAUAGAAAUACCUGAUUGAAUUAGUAGUUUAAACUAAACAAUAUAUUGUCCUAGGGAAAUUAGACAGCUUAACUUUCUUUUAGAAAUGCCACCUUUAAAAAAAAAUAGCAGCGCUUAAAAGAAAUACAAUUUUAAAUAUUUUCUUGAGUCCAUAUAAUGAAUUUUUUUAAAGGCCACAGCAUUCUAAUUAACUUUGAAAGUUCACAUGCAUCAGAAAACUUACAAAUGAAAAUUUUCAUCCAUUUAUUUUUCCUUUCUUUUAAAAUAUAUUUUGAUUUUUUUUUUUUACAGAGAAGAAGGGAGAGGGAUGGAGAGUUAGAAACAUCAAUGAGAAACAUCGAUCAGCUGCCUCCUGGGAUGUGCCCACAACCAAGGUACAUGCCCUUGACCAGAAUCAAACCUGGGACCCAUCAGUCCGCAAGCCGAUGCUCUAUCCACUGAGCCAAACCGGCUAGGCUAUUUUUCCAUUUUAUUGGGAUAUUUACAUGAUUGUGGUUGAUGCUCAUGUGACUAGACUCUAUUGCCUGAUUCUUUUUCCCUUAAUCCUGGCUUUAAGAAGGCAGAUGAAGUUAUAAAAAUAAAUAAAAUAUAUUAAGAAGUCAUUCAUGGCUUUUGAACAGUAUUAUAUUUCAGUUGCUUUUCUACAUUCUAUUAUAUUUCAUAAAAUGUUUGGGGAAAUGUGUUUGAUAAAAUUUUUGAACUGUGGGAAAUGACUGAGUGCCUGACAGCAUAAGCUACAUAUAAAAUAUGCAAGUUAAGAUUAAGUCCUUAAUGUUACCUGUGUCAUGGUGUAAAGGCCCAGCCAAGUGUGUUAGAAUUUUUGGUUAAUUCUACAAAAUAAGACGUUAGCUAUUUUAACACAUUGCGGACGGAUCACGAGAAUUCUCGCUUCAUAUUACAGUGUUUUACAAAGUAUCAUAUUUAAAAAGAUACUAGCUUGUAAGAACAUGUAACUUCAAAAUGCAAUGGGUAUUUAAUUUUAAAGCAUGCUUUUAACAUUUAUGUAAAACAUUUUUUGUACGCAUUCAAUAGAAACUUAUCCAGCCACUGGGUAAAGCUAGCAAUAAAACUACUGGUCUGCAAUGUGUUAAGAUGUAAGAUUUUCAUAUUUUUUGCUACUUUUAAAAAUCCAACGUUUUGUCAUCUUAGUUUUACCUACAUGAGCCUUGCAAUUUCAUUUGAAAACUUGUACUGUUCAUUUUAAUCAUUGCCUAAUAGCCCUCUUUAAGUAUUGCUUUACUAGCUUUUCUUACUGGUAUUUUAGAAGUUUGGCAGCAAGUAUAUUUAUUAAUGCUUUACAUUUUUAUCCUUCUUUACAACACACACAUAAACAUUAUCCUUGUGAGGAUUUGGGGGAAAGUAAAUAAUACCUUUUCUUCUACUUUUUUUUAUUCCUUAGUUCUCAGAUAGACAGGUGCUAGACAUUUACAAGUUUCAGAAUUUAUUUUAAUGAAAUCUGAUCAUUCUCAACAAUGAGAAAUUUCAAAGUAUAAUCCAUCUAAUAAAUGAAAACAAUAUAUUUUAGAAACAGAUUGCAUUUGAAUGCUUAAAUAAGUAGUUGUUUCAUAAUCAUUACAUGCUUGCUUAUGAUUUACAAAGAUCUGGUAGAGAAAAGAAGGUCCUUAAGGCAUAUAUAUGUCAAGGUAUUAAGCCACUCUGCCUUUGUGUCAGCUCAGGUGUUCUCAGAACAGGAAUGUAAAAUUCCAGCCCUUUACUUUAAUUGCACUUUUGUGCUUAAGUUUUCUUCCUGUUAACUCUUCAGUUACACUAGUAUGUAAAAUAGUUACCAAGAAAUAUGAUUAACAUCUUGAUUUCCUUUGUUGAUCUCCAUUAUUUUCAAAUGCAUCUGUUAUUUAAUACACUUGACAUGUUAAUAUUACCUAAUAAUGCAUUCCUAUAUAUUCAUUAAAAGUAAAGUUCCCACUUUUGUUAAGGCAGUGAAAUAUUUUUUGAUGUUGGCCUGCGGACCAAAUUAGCCAUUUUUCCAGUUCAGUAAGUAUUAAGUCAGAGGACUAAGAGGUUCAAAAGGAAAAUUAGUGCAUUUAGCUUCCCCAUAUGAAGCUUGGGUUUAGUACUACCCAUAUAACUAUCUUUAUACUAAGUGAAACAAACUAAAAGGGCAUUCAUAGUCUUUUUUCUUAUCAGAAGAGAAAAACUUCCAAAAAUGAACAAUAAACCAGAAUUUUAAUCUUGACUAAAUAGCUAAAAAGCCUUGUCUUUUGGCCACAAUGGGUUACUGCCCAGUUAAAAUCCAUAAAUUUUUCUAUAAACCAGUGAAGAGUCAUCUGAUAACUUCCCAAAUAUUUUUAAUGUAAUUUUUAAUUACAAAGGAAAAGUGGGUAGAAUGAGGAUCUUCAAGGAAUUCUUACAUAUUCCUUUAAUAAUCUGGGAGGCAAUACAGUCCUAGAAUUCAGGUUUCCUUUUUUGUUUUAUUACUAUUUAAAUAGGUACUUUCAUAUAAAUGGAAACAUUUUCCCUCAAACAUUAAUUCAAAACAUACUCCUUAUAUUAAGGAUUACAUAACCACAUUUUUUUUGUAAGUUCCCUGUGUGUAACUUUUUCCUGUGGUACGUGAUUAUUUGAUUUUAUUAUCUGCUGGUUUGGGGGCCAAUAGAUUUGUGAAUAGUCAGUCUGUGGAUGUGUCCAUGUAUAGCUGUAUGUAUUUUCCAGCUAAUACCUCAAAUGUGUGAUUUUUUUAGACCACACUAUGUUUGCACAGAGCAGAGCUUCCAUUAGCCGUGGAUAUUCUUAUUUCUAACUUUGAAAGCAGUUCACAGAAUUUCAUUGGUGUGAUACUUUUCAUAUUUUAAAACAGUUUCCUAUUGUAAGGCCCAUACUUCAAAUAUAAUUGUGUCUUUCUAUAUCUAGCAAUCUGGAAAUAUGUAGGUGGUAAGAAGUGUUUCUUGAAAUGGCUUAGUUUAGUAUGUUAUUGAAAAUUGGGAUUACUGGUUGCCAGGCUGUCUAGUAACUGCAUAGCAGAUGACACCCGGCACGAAUGUGAACAAGUCUCCACUUCAGCACAGGAAUCGGGACAUUCCUAUCUGAUAUUUGCCAUUUAAGAGCACUUCUAAAAUGAUAGGGAUUUUUCAAUGACAUUGGAGCAUUUUAAGCACCAAUUUCAAAAUGAAUUGUUUUGAGUUGGAUAACUAUGCCAAUGAGAGAAACUCACACAUAAAUGAUAUUAUAUAAUUUAUUUGUAUUAAGAAAUGCUUCUUACCUAUUUUUGUUUUGUUUGUUUGUUUUUUUGGAUUGCUACAUAAGACUUUCUAUUUAAGUUUAAGUCAUGUGUCUUUAAAAGCUGCAGGUAAUUUCCAAGGUGUGGUGAAAUUUUAAUGGAAGCCUUGGAUUAGUUAAAUGAAGUGAAACUGGUAAAGGAAAUCUUUAAUUUAUUUGUCUAUAGUGCACUCGAGAUUAUACGAUUAGAUUUAAAAUGAAAUGUCUGAUUUGUAAAAUAUUUAAUGUUAUAUCAGACUUACAUAAAAUAAAUUUUUCUGUGUGAGAACUGUUAAAGAAUGAAUUUUAAUGAAUGUUCUGCUGAAUGAUUUAUAAUUUUUUUCUUUCAGUCUCUGAAGUUUAUCUCAGUAUAUGAAUAAAAAGGUCUGUUCUCACUCCAA
Eptesicus fuscus (big brown bat) is the source of this 6596-nucleotide messenger RNA. RefSeq names its product DnaJ heat shock protein family (Hsp40) member B14 (gene DNAJB14). The transcript has 8 exons. Bases 229 to 1365 code for a protein of 378 amino acids. Gene Ontology annotation, molecular function: Hsp70 protein binding. Gene Ontology annotation, biological process: cellular response to misfolded protein. NCBI's taxonomy places the organism in Eukaryota, Metazoa, Chordata, Mammalia, Chiroptera, Vespertilionidae. The record is from RefSeq and is a predicted model, not a curated record. Gene Ontology annotation, cellular component: endoplasmic reticulum membrane.